Lathyrus sativus (Indian pea) is the source of this 1317-nucleotide messenger RNA. NCBI's taxonomy places the organism in Eukaryota, Viridiplantae, Streptophyta, Magnoliopsida, Fabales, Fabaceae. The record is from the annotation of a GenBank genome assembly.
AUGGCUACAUCCACGAAAUUGGUUGAAUCAUUAGGGAACUUAGAGAGAGAUUCAUUCGUAUCCCUUCUCUCCAAUCUCAUCGCUGAAUCCAGACACGUCCAGAACAAUCCACCCGAACUCAUUCCCGAAGAGGACAGAGUUGUCAAGCACUUGCUAAAUUCCCUCUUACCCUUCAGCACCACCACCGGCGGCGGUCCCUUGAUCCUCAACCAUGUCACCUAUUUCCCCGGCAGAGGUAACCUCAUUGUUGAGUACCCCGGAACCGUUCCCGGCAAGAUCCUCUCCUUUGUUGGCUGCCACAUGGAUGUUGUCACUGCAAACCCUAACAAUUGGGAUUUUGAUCCGUUUACUUUGAGCAUCGAUGGUGAUAAACUUAGGGGUCGUGGAACUACUGAUUGUUUGGGACACGUGGCACUUGUGGCCGAACUCAUGAGGAAGCUUGGUGAAACUAAGCCAAAUUUGAAAUCAACUGUUGUUGCGGUUUUUAUAGCGAAUGAAGAAAGUUCUGCGAUUACUGGAGUUGGUAUUGAUGCACUUGUUCAACAUGGUCUUCUGAAUAAGCUAAAGGAAGGUCCUUUGUUUUGGAUCGAUGUAGCUGAUAAGCAACCAUGUAUUGGGACUGGUGGGAUGAUACCUUGGAAACUUCAUGUCACUGGGAAGCUUUUUCAUAGUGGAUUGGCUCACAAGGCUAUAAAUCCGCUGGAGCUAGCCAUGGAUGCGGUAAAGGAAAUCCAGCUGAAAUUUUACAAGGACUUCCCACCUCAUCCUCAGGAACAGGUUUACGGGUUUGCAACCCCUUCGACCAUGAAACCAACUCAAUGGAGUUAUCCUGGAGGUGGAAUCAACCAAAUUCCAGGGGAAUGUAACAUUUCAGGAGAUGUCAGAUUAACUCCAUUCUACAAUGUGAAGGAUGUAAUGAAGAAGCUGAAAGAAUAUGUGGAUGACAUUAAUGAGAAUAUACAGAAGCUAGAAUCUCGGGGUCCAGUUUCAAAAUAUGUCCUACCAGAUGACAACUUAAGGGGGAGCCUUACUCUAACUUUUGAUGAGGCUAACUCUGGAGUUGCUUGUGAUCUCAAUUCGAGAGGUUUCCAUGUUUUACGCAAAGCAACUGAGGAAAUAGUUGGAAAUGUAAAGCCUUUUUCAAUUACUGGGAGUUUGCCUCUCAUUCGAGAACUUCAGGAUGAAGGUUUUGAUGUUCAGUGUGUUGGCUAUGGUCUGAUGGCAACUUACCAUGCUCAGAAUGAGUAUUGUCUUUUUUCAGACAUGUCACAAGGAUACCAGGUGUUCGCGAGCAUCAUCGCGCAAUUGGAAAAUUGA